AUGCGCGACUCCGGCUUCCACCCAUUUGGUGGACGACUGAACCCAGAUGAUCCGUAUCUCAGUUAUCAUGACGUACGAUUGACAAGAGAAGACAUCAGGACGUUGAAGGACGACUGGUUGACGGACAAUAGCAUAUCGUUCUGGGAAGAAUACCUCGAGCGUGAACACUUGGCAAAAGAACACACUGCCCACAUCGUCCUCCUCCGGCCAAGCAUGUCCUUCCUGCUAAUGCAGACCGCCAACCCGGACACUCUAAAGACGGCUCUCCCCGACUUCAAACGAACGACACACAUCUUCCUUCCCAUUAAUGACUGCCAGAACCCCAAUCUCGCCGAAGGUGGUUCGCAUUGGUCCCUCCUUCUCGUCUCCGUCCUCGACGGCAUCGCUUUCCACUACGAUAGCCUCUGUCCUGCAAAUCAUGCAGAAGCGGAGGUGGCGACGUAUAAGUUGAGCCAAUUGAUGAGACGGCCGUUGAAAUGCUUGGAUCUGCCGGAUAGUCCGAGACAGGAGAAUAGCAGCGACUGUGGGGUCUUUGUUUGCAUACAGAUGAGACAUUUGCUACUGAAGAAGCUAUUGAUGGUGGAGAGUGAGCAGCAGGAAGGAAGGGGAGAGGAGAAGGUCGUGAGUAUCCCUGUGCAAAGAUUUGAGGCAGCGGAGGCUGACAGCUUGAUGUAG
Messenger RNA from Bacidia gigantensis, 675 nucleotides. RefSeq lists its product as uncharacterized. The transcript is spliced from 7 exons. Gene Ontology annotation, biological process: proteolysis. The record is from RefSeq and is a predicted model, not a curated record. Gene Ontology annotation, molecular function: cysteine-type peptidase activity; deNEDDylase activity. Lineage: Eukaryota; Fungi; Ascomycota; Lecanoromycetes; Lecanorales; Ramalinaceae. Bases 1 to 675 code for a protein of 224 amino acids.